Molecule: messenger RNA, 1173 nt
Organism: Anas platyrhynchos (mallard)
Lineage: Eukaryota; Metazoa; Chordata; Aves; Anseriformes; Anatidae
Product: granzyme A-like
Biological process (GO): proteolysis
Molecular function (GO): serine-type endopeptidase activity
Source: RefSeq, a predicted model, not a curated record
UGUCAAAUACCCUUAAGAGGAAAAACAAAACCCACAUCCUUUUUGUUUUGCUAUAUAUUGCAUAGUGAACAGAGGAGAACAGCAGCUAGUAACCAUGGGAGCUUUCUUUACCUUGUCGACCUCUGCUGCUGUCAUCCUCCUCGUAAUUCCUGGAGGUUUAUGUGUGGAAAUAAUUGGAGGAGAUGAAGUAAAACCACACUCAAGACCUUUUAUGGCCCUAAUCAUAAGAGAGAAAACAGAAGUUAUCUGUGGAGGAGCUUUGAUCAAGCCAAACUGGGUGUUAACAGCUGCCCACUGUCCUGUGGACAAAAACAAGGAUGAAGUUAUUCUUGGAGCUCAUUCAAGAACAAGAAGAGAAAAAGAAAAACAGGUUUUUAAGAUUGCAAAACUAAUUCGCUAUCCAUGCUACUGGCCCAAUCGUCAUGAUCAUGACCUUAUGCUGGUGCAGCUUAAUAGAAGAGCAAAACUUAAUAAAGCUGUGAAACCCAUUGACCUGCCUACCUCAGGUGAUGAUCCGAAGCCAGGAACUGUUUGUAGAGUAGCAGGAUGGGGACAAACUCAAAAUAAUCCCAGAAAGACUUCUGAUACCCUGAGGGAAGUCAACGUCACUAUCAUCAGCAGAGAAACUUGCAAUAGUGCAGAAUAUUAUGGGAACAAGCCUACUAUAACAGACGGGAUGAUAUGUGCAGGGUCUGAGAAAGGCAAAAGGGACUCAUGUCGGGGGGAUUCAGGUGGACCUUUAAUAUGUAAAAAUGUGAUGAGAGGCAUCACCUCUUUUGGGAAAAAAAAUAAGUGUGGUGCUAUUGGUGCCCCUGGUGUCUACACUCGCCUCACAAAGCAAUACAUUCAGUGGAUAAAGAAAACCAUAGGGGGAGACUUACAGACUGGCUUUUGAGCAAGCAAAUUCCUACUUUGUACUUGCAUAGCAAAAUCUAGUUUUGAAAUAUACUUUUAAAACAGGUUCAUCUUACUGGUAAUAAUGAUAUUCCCACACAGCUAUUCCCAUGCUGAAUUUCACUAGUUUGAUGUCCUUAUAGUUGUUAGUUGUUAUGUUUAGUUGGACUUCUGACUGCGGGAUAUAAGAACUAUUUCCUAACUUUCAUGUAUUUGAAACCUCUAUACUUCAUCCCUUCAUGUAAUCUGCAUUUAAUAAAGAAACAGCAAUAAAACCUA